GUGAAUGCUCUUGAUGAAAUUGCAAGGCACUUUAAUUUGGAGAAAGAGUAGAUGGCUGAUCCUUGUCUACCACAAAAAUACCGUUGGGAUUGGGUGGAUUGCAAUCAGGACUCCUCACCAAGUAUUAUUGCUGUGACACUCCCGGACAAGCAUCUGAAUGGCACCAUACCUCCAAGCUUUGCCACUCUCUCUGCUCUUGUUAAGUUGGAUUUGGCAAGAAAUAAUUUGAGUGGUUCAAUACCAGAGGCUCUGGCUACUCUCUCCAAUCUUAACUACCUGAAUUUGAUAGAUAAUGAUUUAAAUGGAUCGGUGCCAAUUGGUCUAUCUGAGAAACAGCAACGUGGAGAACUCAUUAUGAGGCAAGUUUCUUUUCUUUUGCAAAACAAAUCAGUAAUUAUGUUGUCGGUAUGAUAUGUUAAUUAUUUGUGUUAAAUUCUGUAGUGUCUAUGGCAACGAACUGCUUUGCCAAACAGGGAUUUGCAAGGAUGCCCACAAAAGACAGACAAGCAUAUCACUAGUUAAGUCAUAUUGCCCUUGACAUUUGCUCUUUACUUUUAGGUCUCAAUUUUUAUAGAAGGAAACAGAUGCUUAUUCACACUGAAAGGAGUAAAAUGCAGGGAAAACUGAAACAGGGCAUUUAGAUCUUGUCAAAUUGGAUGGAUGUCGAUCAUUAACUUAUGAAGAGGUAACAGGUAUGAC
Cryptomeria japonica (Japanese cedar) is the source of this 699-nucleotide messenger RNA. RefSeq names its product putative receptor-like protein kinase At3g46340. Gene Ontology annotation, molecular function: protein binding. The transcript has 4 exons. The record is from RefSeq and is a predicted model, not a curated record. Bases 52 to 411 code for a protein of 119 amino acids. Lineage: Eukaryota; Viridiplantae; Streptophyta; Pinopsida; Cupressales; Cupressaceae.